Sceloporus undulatus (fence lizard) is the source of this 2686-nucleotide messenger RNA. RefSeq names its product VPS26, retromer complex component A (gene VPS26A). Gene Ontology annotation, cellular component: endosome; retromer complex. The record is from RefSeq and is a predicted model, not a curated record. Gene Ontology annotation, biological process: intracellular protein transport; retrograde transport, endosome to Golgi. Lineage: Eukaryota; Metazoa; Chordata; Lepidosauria; Squamata; Phrynosomatidae.
CGGCCUCUGAGGUCACAUGACAGGGGCGCGGGACGGGGUUGCUGCCGCCGCCACCAAAGCUAUUGCUACUCUGGGUGGGGGGUCCGGAGUCUGACUGACUGAGUGACCGACCAUGAGUUUUCUUGGAGGUUUGUUUGGUCCCAUUUGUGAGAUUGAUGUUGUUCUUAAUGAUGCAGAAUCACGAAAAACAGCUGAAAUCAAAACAGAGGAUGGCAAAACAGAAAAACAUUAUCUAUUCUAUGAUGGUGAAUCUGUUUCAGGAAAGGUGAACAUAGUCUUUAAACAACAUGGAAAGAGGCUAGAACACCAAGGAAUCAGAAUUGAAUUUGUAGGACAAAUCGAACUUUUCAACGACAAGAGCAAUACUCAUGAAUUUGUAAAUCUAGUGAAGGAAUUGGCCUUACCUGGUGAAUUAACACAAAGUAGAAGUUAUGACUUCGAAUUUAUGCAAGUUGAGAAGCCAUAUGAAUCCUACAUUGGUGCUAAUGUCAGAUUGAGGUAUUUCCUUAAGGUAACAAUAGUAAGAAGAUUGUCAGACCUGGUAAAAGAAUAUGACCUUAUUGUUCACCAACUUGCAACAUACCCAGAUGUUAACAACUCUAUUAAAAUGGAAGUAGGCAUUGAAGAUUGUCUGCAUAUAGAAUUUGAAUACAACAAAUCCAAGUAUCAUUUAAAGGAUGUGAUUGUUGGAAAAAUUUACUUCCUUUUAGUAAGAAUAAAAAUCCAGCACAUGGAAUUACAACUGAUCAAAAAGGAAAUCACUGGAAUUGGACCCAGUACUACAACAGAGACGGAAACAAUUGCAAAGUAUGAAAUAAUGGAUGGUGCACCAGUUAAAGGUGAAUCUAUUCCCAUAAGACUCUUUUUGGCUGGCUAUGAUCCUACUCCUACAAUGAGGGAUGUAAAUAAAAAGUUCUCAGUAAGAUACUUCUUGAAUCUAGUGUUAGUUGAUGAAGAGGACAGACGGUACUUCAAGCAACAGGAGAUCAUUCUUUGGAGAAAAGCUCCCGAGAAACUGCGGAACAAAGAACUAACUUCCACCAGCGAUUUGAAAGUCCAGAACCACAAGCAUCCGCAGAGCAGCCUGAAAUGUGAACAAGGUUUAGGGAGUGAAAGAACUGUUGAUAGAAUCAGCAGGUUAAGGUGGCAACAGGCUGUAGGGAAGAAGACCAAAACUCACAUUACCAACAGUCUUCCUCAUCUUACAGUGCUGCAUUUCCCACACUACUAAAACAUUCUUCAAGUAAACAUUCAAGUGUGUACAUACAUUUAAAAUAAGUGCUUUCUCAAACACUGGAACUUUCUUAAGCUAUUUUAUACUGCACAUUUUACUUUUGUCUGGUGUGAUGCACUCAGAUAUGCAUAAAGCUUAAAAAAAGUCUAGUUAUACGUUUCCAUGCAUGUAGGCUGGUGCGUUUAAGUUUUGCUAAUCAUUGAUGGUAAACUAAAGCAUUUCCUCUUCUAUGCCAUAUUUCAUAUCAUACAUAUUUCCUCAAUGUCGGUUACCUGUACCCUUGAAAUUGUAAUAAAAUAUGUUGCCCUAAAAUGAUACAUUCAGGUUUAAAAUAGGAUUUUGCCCUGAAAGUACAUCCCUUUACGACAGGGAAGUAAGUAAGAUGUACAAAAAAUUAUGUGCUUAGGAUAGGCCUAAGACUAUAUCAUGGUCUCAAACUUUUGCGUCUUUUGAGAAAUAUGUAUAAACAAGCACUGUUCUAAAAUUGCUUUAUAAGAGGGGUGACUACUCUUUUUCUUUUUUAGCAUUUUCUUUCUUAGCAUUUCAGUCCUAAUGAGUCUGUUACCAGGUUCUAACACACUUGAAGCUCAUGUGCUCUAUGCUAAAAGAUGGAAUUCUUGUGGACUGCCCUGUUUCAGUGAAUGGGACAUGUACAUGAAAGAAACCGUGUUUUAAUACAGGUUUUAUUGGUUACACUGGGUCACAUACACACAAGUUCAUUCUUUUUGCACUCAUAUUUCACCCUUUCACCAUAUUCCAAACAUGCCCAGAUAUUGAAAAAACAUCCUCAUUUUCUGCUCUGACCUUAUAUAAGGAAACUUGGACUAUAUGGAUGGAAACCAUCUGAAUUCCGUAUAGGUAUUGUAUGUCUGUGUGGUGAAAUAUCUGAUUUUUUUUUUAAUUUUUAUAAAUGCAUCAGGUGAAUUUUAGCAUCUUUGGAAAACCUCAACCUGUCCACAAUUAAGCAUGUAGUCCUCAAACACACUGCCUGUUUUGGGCACAACAUGGAACCUGCUGAAUAGAAGGCUACUCACCUUUAUAGUUCACUUGGCCUAUUUACCAAGAAUGUUUCUAAACUUCAGUGCAAGUGUUAUUGGUUACCUUACUUUAUGAGUAAGCAAAAUUACUAAAUUGUACGUCUGCAAGAACUGUUUUAUUACUAUGGCACUUUGAUAAAACAGUCAAAGAUGCUGCGUGCUGGGAUAUUUCUCUUCAUAUGGAUGCCUGUGACUGAGAGAACUUAAUUCCUUCAUGUAAGUGCCUGUUCAGAAUUUCAAACAAACAAAAAAUGCCAAAUAUUUUCAUGUACACUUGCAUAUAGCGAUCUGAAAACUAUUCCAAGAAAUUUUGAAGACUGAUUGUAUUUAACCAGCCUCAAAUUGUGCAUCUAUGUAUAAUAGACAUAAUGAACUGCUAUUUGAAUUAUUAAAAAUAGCUGUAUUCUCACUAAAA